Diaporthe amygdali is the source of this 312-nucleotide messenger RNA. RefSeq lists its product as uncharacterized. Lineage: Eukaryota; Fungi; Ascomycota; Sordariomycetes; Diaporthales; Diaporthaceae. The record is from RefSeq and is a predicted model, not a curated record. The transcript has 3 exons. The coding region runs from base 1 to 312 and encodes 103 amino acids.
AUGCUUUUCAAGCAGGCCAUUAUCGUUGCCUUCAUGGCGGCCACCACGCUGGCUGAUCUGCACCACAUCGCUUACUGCCGUGGCGAGGAUUACGUUUGGGGCAAUGAUAUUGAAGCGGAGGCCACCGAGUGUGCAUGCAACGCCUAUAAGAACCGGAACCAGGGCACUGAGUGGUGGAAUACUUGCCCCGAUUGCACUUACGACGGUGUAUAUUGCAACUCCAAAAUGAAGCACAUCGGUGGAGACGAGAUAACGUAUUAUUGCGAGAAGAUUUGUCACGCAAAGGGAGCCGUCACAGAUAAAUCUGUCUAA